Molecule: messenger RNA, 1458 nt
Organism: Closterium sp. Naga37s-1
Lineage: Eukaryota; Viridiplantae; Streptophyta; Zygnematophyceae; Desmidiales; Closteriaceae
Source: the annotation of a GenBank genome assembly
AUGGCUGCUCUCGCGACCGUUUCCUCUGCCGCUGUCAGCGUUGCAGGGCUGUCGUCUAUCGGAAGCGGUGCCGCCGCCAACCAUGCGUCGUCGCUCGCUCUCCGCUCGGUCUCCUUCUCCGGUCUUCGCAAGGACGACUCUCUCUCCGCCGCCGCCGCUUCGUCCUCCCUAGCGCACGCCGCCAUCGCUGCCGUCAGCAGCAAGCGCAAUGCGCCUGUGCAGAAGCGCGCGGCAGGCGCGCGCGCAGCUGCGGCGGAGCCGGUGGUGGCGUCCGCGGCGUACGUUGCGCCGAAGAAGAUCCUCAUGAUGGGCGGCUCGCGCUUCAUCGGGCUGUACCUCGCGCGCGCGCUCGUCAAAGCGGGGCACGAGGUGACGCUCUUCACACGUGGCAAGGCGCCGGUGGCGCAGCAGAUCCCGGGGGAGACGGACGCGGAGUUUGCGGAGUAUUCCGCCAAGGUGAAGCACAUCAAGGGCGACCGCAAGGACUUUGACGGCGUGCGCAGACUGCUGCGCGGGUCGGGGUUCCAAGUGGUGUACGACAUCAACGGCCGCGAAGGCGCGGAGGUGGAACCCAUUCUCGACGCGCUGCCUCGCCUCGAACAGUACAUCUUCUGCUCGUCCGCAGGAGUCUACCUCAAGUCUGACGUGCUUCCCCAUCGCGAGGAGGACGCCGUCGACCCCAAGUCGCGCCACAAGGGCAAGCUCGACACGGAGGCGCUGCUGCAGAGGCGCGGCGCGCCGUGGACGUCGAUCCGCCCGGUGUACAUCUACGGGCCGCUCAACUACAACCCCGUGGAGGAGUGGUUCUUCCACCGCCUCAAGGCCGGCCGCCCCAUCCCCGUGCCCAGCUCCGGCAUGCAAGUCACGCAGCUCGGCCACGUCAAGGACCUGGCGAGGGCGUUCGAGCUGGUGCUGGCGAACCCGCUGGCGAUCGGCGAGGUGUUCAACAUCUCGGGCCCUCGAUACGUGACGUUUGACGGCAUCGCGAACGCGUGCGCGGAGGCCAUGGGCGCGCCCAAGCCCACGCUCGUCCACUACAACCCCAAGGACUUCGACUUCGGCAAGAAGAAAUCCUUCCCGCUGCGCGACCAGCACUUCUUUGCGAGCAACGACAAAGCGGAGGAUCUCCUCGGGUGGCGCCCGCAGUACGAUCUGGUCGACGGGCUCCGCGACUCGUACCAGCUGGAUUUCGGCCGCGGGACCUUCCGCAAGGCCGCGGAUUUCUCCGUGGAUGAUAUGAUUCUGGCGAAGCUGGGCUUCAUGCUCUGCCCUGCUGCCUCGUGGAGUGCCCCAGCAGCACCGGCUGCCAGCAGCAGCAAUGGCGCGGGUGCUGCGCUGUCGGAGAAGCAGCUCCUGGCCAAGUCAAUGGGCGAGCUGCGUGCCCUGGCUGCACGUCAGGGCAUUCGCGGAGGCAACAAGGCUGAGCUCGUCAAGGCACUCGUUGCCGCUAACAAGUAG